CAUAAACACAAAACAAAGAUCUCUGGGAAACCGGACACUCUCAGAAAGUCGAUGAAGAGAUGUUACACGGUGGACCUGUUUAGAGCUCGUUGACAGGGACGUGGAGUGUAUUUUCCGGGUUGCGCUGGUCUGAUAGAGAGAGGCAGAUUCAGGGGAGGGACGCCAGCAGCAGCAGCUCCCGAUCUCACUGCUCACACACACACACAGAGACAGAGGCUGACAACUGAUGGUGCUGCGCCUCUGAGAAGAAGAAGAAGAAAAAACUAACUAUCACUUCAACCGGGACAAUUCACCUGAAAUUUGAGGGAACCGCACUGGGACACUAUGGAGAUGUCAGAAUCGGCCUCACAGCAGGAGCGGCUCCAGGCGAUUGCAGAAAAGAGGAAAAGACAGACAGAAAUUGAGAAUAAGAAAAGACAACUCGAGGAUGACCGACGGCAGCUUCAGCACCUCAAGUCCAAGGCACUGAGGGAAAGAUGGCUGCUGGAAGGUGCGCCCUCUGCAGGACCGGAGGAAGACGGGACCAUGAAACAGCUGCGGGAAGAUGAGGCCAAAACCAGAGAUCUUGAGGACACCAUUCUCAGACUGGAGAGAGAGCUGGAGGAGCUAGAGACUGGUGUGUCUGCAACAUCCACCAAAGAGAACCUGUCAGACGCAGUACAGGAAGUCAACAUCAAGACAGUCGAAAAAACGAUUGUGAUGGACUCUAUGACAGACUCUGUAACAGAGGUCAAGGUUCACGUCAGCCCUCGUCUGGAGAAAUCCGGAGGUGUCUCUGACAUGAUGAGAGCAGCGAUGUACUCCGUAGAGAUCACAGUUGAGAAGGACCUGGUGACUGGCGAGACUAAAGUCCUGUCCACUAACACACUGCUCCCCAAAGACCUCUUGCAGCAGGGUGUCAAGGUCUAUGAGGAUGAACAGAAAGUGGUGCAUGAGGUGCGCAGUGUGGAUGGUGCAGUAACCAAUGGUGUUCACCAGCUCAGCUCUUCAGAGGUGGAAGAGCUCCUCCACAAGGCUGAUGAGGUGACCAUGAGCGAGAGCAGCAAGACUACACCGAGACUGGAGCGAGGGCAGGCCGAGAAGGUGGAGAAGGUAGAGAAGGACGUAGUCCCAGCCGCAGCCCCCAUAAAGGAGAUCACGGGUGUAGAAGCCAAACCUGCAGUCCCUCAGACAGAAGUGGGCGGAGCCAGUGCGGAGAACCCGGUCACAAUGGUUUUCAUGGGCUACCAGAGCGUUGAGGACGAGGAUGAAACAAAGAAGGUUUUGGGGAUGGAGAGCACGACUGUGAAGGCUGAAGUGGUGCUCAUCGAGGAUGGAAAUGCCAAGGCCGCCACCGGUGAUGCCAAGCAGGAACAGGCGCCCCCUAACGGCAGCUCAGCAGAGCCACCAAAGGCUGAAGAGGCGGCAGGCGAGUCGGGGCAGCCAGAAGGAGGCACUGCGGAGGUCAAGAGCAAAGAGAAACAACCCUGCAAGUGCUGCACCAUCAUGUGAGCCCAAACACAGACUUUACUGAUGAAAUGCAACAACAUACAGAGAGAACAACAGCAAGGCUGAGAGGAAUAAACGUUCAGUAUCUUUUGAUAAAAGCGGUUGUUUCUUUAAUUGAUUUUUACCUGUUUUACAUUUUGUAUAUUACUUUUUUCUCUCUUGAUCCUCUCUAACCUCAUUUACAUUUUAUGUUUUUUUUUUUUUUUUUUUGUGGCUGGAAUGAAUUGUGUCAUAUGCGCUCCUGUGAGAGAAGGAUCAAGAUUUGACCCUUUAACUGAAAUGAACUGAUCAAACCCCUUUAAUCAGCAUUUCCUUUUCAAAUGUAUUAUUUUUACCUUUCCAUAUGGAAGAUUCAAAUAUUUCCCAUAAUUGUAUAACAUAUAUAAUUUUUAAAAGCCUGUUUAUUUUGAGUUCUCUUUUUGUAGAGCAUCCAUUGUGUGCACUGCAAAGUAUUUUCACUUUCACAUCAAAAGGAAAGAUUGAAGAAAAUGAUGGAUCUCAGCAUUGUGCGCUGCACUGUAUUUAUUACUGACCAAGCUGUGAGAAAUAUUGCAAUUAUUUUAAUAGGAAUAAAACCUGUGGGACUGACAGA
Molecule: messenger RNA, 2080 nt
Organism: Carassius gibelio (silver crucian carp)
Lineage: Eukaryota; Metazoa; Chordata; Actinopteri; Cypriniformes; Cyprinidae
Product: paralemmin-1
Exons: 9
Coding region: 325-1491 (388 amino acids)
Biological process (GO): regulation of cell shape
Cellular component (GO): membrane
Source: RefSeq, a predicted model, not a curated record